Procambarus clarkii (red swamp crayfish) is the source of this 2970-nucleotide messenger RNA. The record is from RefSeq and is a predicted model, not a curated record. Lineage: Eukaryota; Metazoa; Arthropoda; Malacostraca; Decapoda; Cambaridae.
AUGUUGGGCCGUGAGUCACGUCCAGAAACUAAAGAUAUCCACCAAGUAAGUAAAGAUAUCCACCAAGUAACUAAAGAUAUCCACCAAGUAAGUAAAGAUAUCCACCAAGUAAGUAAAGAUAUCCACCAAGUAACUAAAGAUAUCCACCAAGUAACUAAAGAUAUCCACCAAGUAACUAAAGAUAUCCACCAAGUAAGUAAAGAUAUCUACCAAGUAACUAAAGAUAUCCACCAAGUAACUAAAGAUAUCCACCAAGUAACUAAAGAUAUCCACCAAGUAAGUAAAGAUAUCUACCAAGUAACUAAAGAUAUCCACCAAGUAACUAAAGAUAUCCACCAAGUAACUAAAGAUAUCCACCAAGUAAGUAAAGAUAUCCAUCAAGUAACUAAAGAUAUCCACCAAGUAACUAAAGAUAUCCACCAAGUAAGUAAAGAUAUCCACCAAGUAAGUAAAGAUAUCCACCAAGUAACUAAAGAUAUCCACCAAGUAAGUAAAGAUAUCCACCAAGUAAGUAAAGAUAUCCACCAAGUAACUAAAGAUAUCCACCAAGUAACUAAAGAUAUCCACCAAGUAACUAAAGAUAUCCACCAAGUAAGUAAAGAUAUCCAUCAAGUAACUAAAGAUAUCCACCAAGUAACUAAAGAUAUCCACCAAGUAAGUAAAGAUAUCCACCAAGUAACUAAAGAUAUCCACCAAGUAAGUAAAGAUAUCCACCAAGUAAGUAAAGAUAUCCACCAAGUAACUAAAGAUAUCCACCAAGUAACUAAAGAUAUCCACCAAGUAAGUAAAGAUAUCCACCAAGUAAGUAAAGAUAUCCACCAAGUAACUAAAGAUAUCCACCAAGUAAGUAAAGAUAUCCACCAAGUAACUAAAGAUAUCCACCAAGUAACUAAAGAUAUCCACCAAGUAACUAAAGAUAUCCACCAAGUAACUAAAGAUAUCCAUCAAGUAACUAAAGAUAUCCACCAAGUAACUAAAGAUAUCCACCAAGUAACUAAAGAUAUCCACCAAGUAACUAAAGAUAUCCACCAAGUAACUAAAGAUAUCCACCAAGUAACUAAAGAUAUCCACCAAGUAAGUAAAGAUAUCCAUCAAGUAACUAAAGAUAUCCACCAAGUAACUAAAGAUAUCCACCAAGUAAGUAAAGAUAUCCACCAAGUAAGUAAAGAUAUCCACCAAGUAACUAAAGAUAUCCACCAAGUAAGUAAAGAUAUCCACCAAGUAAGUAAAGAUAUCCACCAAGUAACUAAAGAUAUCCACCAAGUAACUAAAGAUAUCCACCAAGUAAGUAAAGAUAUCUACCAAGUAACUAAAGAUAUCCACCAAGUAACUAAAGAUAUCCACCAAGUAACUAAAGAUAUCCACCAAGUAAGUAAAGAUAUCUACCAAGUAACUAAAGAUAUCCACCAAGUAACUAAAGAUAUCCACCAAGUAACUAAAGAUAUCCACCAAGUAAGUAAAGAUAUCCAUCAAGUAACUAAAGAUAUCCACCAAGUAACUAAAGAUAUCCACCAAGUAAGUAAAGAUAUCCACCAAGUAAGUAAAGAUAUCCACCAAGUAACUAAAGAUAUCCACCAAGUAAGUAAAGAUAUCCACCAAGUAAGUAAAGAUAUCCACCAAGUAACUAAAGAUAUCCACCAAGUAACUAAAGAUAUCCACCAAGUAACUAAAGAUAUCCACCAAGUAAGUAAAGAUAUCCAUCAAGUAACUAAAGAUAUCCACCAAGUAACUAAAGAUAUCCACCAAGUAAGUAAAGAUAUCCACCAAGUAAGUAAAGAUAUCCACCAAGUAACUAAAGAUAUCCACCAAGUAAGUAAAGAUAUCCACCAAGUAAGUAAAGAUAUCCACCAAGUAACUAAAGAUAUCCACCAAGUAACUAAAGAUAUCCACCAAGUAAGUAAAGAUAUCCACCAAGUAACUAAAGAUAUCCAUCAAGUAACUAAAGAUAUCCACCAAGUAAGUAAAGAUAUCCACCAAGUAAGUAAAGAUAUCCACCAAGUAACUAAAGAUAUCCACCAAGUAACUAAAGAUAUCCACCAAGUAACUAAAGAUAUCCACCAAGUAACUAAAGAUAUCCAUCAAGUAACUAAAGAUAUCCACCAAGUAACUAAAGAUAUCCACCAAGUAACUAAAGAUAUCCACCAAGUAACUAAAGAUAUCCACCAAGUAAGUAAAGAUAUCCACCAAGUAAGUAAAGAUAUCCACCAAGUAAGUAAAGAUAUCCACCAAGUAAGUAAAGAUAUCCAUCAAGUAACUAAAGAUAUCCACCAAGUAAGUAAAGAUAUCCACCAAGUAAGUAAAGAUAUCCACCAAGUAAGUAAAGAUAUCCACCAAGUAAGUAAAGAUAUCCACCAAGUAACUAAAGAUAUCCACCAAGUAAGUAAAGAUAUCCACCAAGUAAGUAAAGAUAUCCACCAAGUAAGUAAAGAUAUCCACCAAGUAAGUAAAGAUAUCCACCAAGUAAGUAAAGAUAUCCACCAAGUAACUAAAGAUAUCCACCAACCGUCCAUCACUAUAAAGCCAAUAUUCCAGCCGUCCAUCACUAUAAAGCCAAUAUUCCAGCCGUCCAUCACUAUAAAGCCAAUAUUCCAGCCGCCCAUCACUAUAAAGCCAAUAUUCCAGCCGUCCAUCACUAUAAAGCCAAUAUUCCAGCCGUCCAUCACUAUAAAGCCAAUAUUCCAGCCGUCCAUCACUAUAAAGCCAAUAUUCCAGCCGCCCAUCACUAUAAAGCCAAUAUUCCAGCCGUCCAUCACUAUAAAGCCAAUAUUCCAGCCGCCCAUCACUAUAAAGCCAUUAUUCCAGCCGUCCAUCACUAUAAAGCCAUUAUUCCAGCCGUCCAUCACUAUAAAGCCAAUAUUCCAGCCGCCCAUCACUAUAAAGCCAAUAUUCCAGCCGUCCAUCACUAUAAAGCCAUUAUUCCAGCCGUCCAUCACUAUAAAACCAAUAUUCCAGCCGCCCAUCACUAUAUAA